UUGCACAUGUAUCCGAUGCAAUCCAAUCAAUGUUAUUACAGAAGUGACUCACUGGCAAUAGGGAUAUUACAAAAAUCUUCGCACUGGAGAUUCGUAAAUUGAAAAAGGUCGCUGUUUGUGCGGUGGAACCACUUCCGUGAUACGUUGCUUAGGCGAGCUCAUCCGCGUGCCUACGAUAAUGGUGCCCUGGGCAUUCAAAAUUCUCUGAUGUACGGGUAGGUCUCGCAAUUCGAUCAGUGGUAUACUACAUGAGCUAUUGAUACCCUAUUAUUAUUUGACCGUGGGACUCGACAGCGACUGUUGUAAAAUGCACUCGCAGUCGACCGCGGAGCUGUCAUUAUGUUGCAAGCGUGUGUGAUAUGUACGGCGAAGAAGUCGAGGUUGCACUGUUUAUCCGUGAUUCUGCCUCGCCACUGACUCACCAGGAUGCCGUCAGCAAGCAUAGAUUUGGAUCUGUAUAACCCUGAAAGAAAAGUGAGAAAUCUCGGUGAAGUCGGAAGCGCUGUGGAAGUCGACGCUAAAAUUCCACUCAGGCGCUACUACAGAUCCGGGAAGGAAAUGCUAAGGAUGGCGGACGUUUAUGCAAAGGAAGGAAAUCUUGAGAAUGCUUUCAUAUUAUACACAAAGUUCAUUACACUCUUCGUGGAGAAGAUACAGCGCCAUCCCGAUAAGAUCAACACAGCAUCACCAGAGUGGGCCUUCACAAAGAAGAAAUUGAAGGAAGUAUUUCCUGUGGCAGAGUCGUUGAAAGCAAAGUUGCUUCGGAAAUAUGAAGACGAGUACAAGCACAUUCUUAAAGAAAAGGAAAGGCAGGACUCUGAACAGAACAAAAGUGAGGAUCAGAAGAGGAAGCAACAGGUGGAACAGCUUUUGUAUGAACAGCAGAGGCUGCUGGCCCUCCAGCAGAAGAGUAAGGCAGCCGGCAAGGCGGACACUACGUCACCCAGUGCCCCCAUUGUGUCGCCCUCCGACGUCUUCCCGACGCUCAUAGACUUGGAAAACAGCUGGCAAGAUUCGAGGCAUAAAAAUCCUCCAGCUUCAAGUGGGAGGACUGUGAUUCCAGACGUUCCCUCCAGGGAUGUAAAGCCUGAUGUUGCAUCUCCAGUUGAUGUCAUAAGACGGCCAAUCCCGCCAGUCGACAGAAGUACCAAACCCAUGCCACUGCUCAGUCCCGAACCAUUUUUUCACGGACUUCGAACAGUGGUUGUUCCAGGGGGACUCUUCUCUAAGUUUCUGAAGCUGGCAUCAAGGAACACUGAGAAGAACAUUGAGACGUGUGCUAUCCUAGCCGGAAAGCUGUCAAAGAACCAGUUAAACGUAUCCCACGUGCUUGUACCAAAGCAAUCUGGAAGCUCGGAUUCCUGUUUUACCGAGAGCGAGGAGGAAGUUUUGGAAUACCAGGACCGAUUAGGGCUGGACACUGUUGGAUGGGUUCACACUCAUCCCACCCAGACUGCUUUCAUGUCAAGUGUAGACCUUCACACUCACUGCAGCUACCAGCUUAUGCUUCCUGAGGCCAUUGCUGUCGUCUGUUCACCUAAAUAUGAAGAAAAUAAGAUUUUCAGCUUGACUGUGGACCAUGGUCUUUCAUACAUCUCAAACUGCAACCUUUCUGGUUUCCAUCCUCAUCCUAAAGAGCCGCCUUUAUAUGAGGAGUGCAAGCAUGUGAAAAUUGAUGAGAAGGCACCGGUGACAGUAGUGGACCUUCGAACGUAAAUACAUGCUGUCUCAUGGAGCACAUGGGGCUCCUUGAAAGUGACUGUCGAAACAUCGUUUCGAAAGGAUGUUAUGUUUACAAGUGUUUGAGUUUGCUGAAGAAGUUAAUAUAUUGCCUAAACGGUUUUGAAUAAAAGCUAGCAAACCUUUGAAUGCCAGCACUUCUAAACA
This is a messenger RNA of Ornithodoros turicata, 1887 nucleotides long. Its product is annotated as STAM-binding protein-like. Gene Ontology annotation, cellular component: membrane; endosome. Gene Ontology annotation, molecular function: protein binding; K63-linked deubiquitinase activity; metal-dependent deubiquitinase activity. Gene Ontology annotation, biological process: protein K63-linked deubiquitination. Lineage: Eukaryota; Metazoa; Arthropoda; Arachnida; Ixodida; Argasidae. The transcript is spliced from 10 exons. The record is from RefSeq and is a predicted model, not a curated record. Bases 427 to 1716 code for a protein of 429 amino acids.